Molecule: messenger RNA, 7001 nt
Organism: Helicoverpa armigera (cotton bollworm)
Lineage: Eukaryota; Metazoa; Arthropoda; Insecta; Lepidoptera; Noctuidae
Product: terminal nucleotidyltransferase 4A
Exons: 6
Coding region: 389-2134 (581 amino acids)
Biological process (GO): RNA 3'-end processing
Cellular component (GO): nucleolus; TRAMP complex
Molecular function (GO): poly(A) RNA polymerase activity; mRNA binding
Source: RefSeq, a predicted model, not a curated record
CGAGUCGUGUAUUCGAACUUUUUUUUUCAUAUCCUUUUUAGCCAUUGUCAAAAUAGCCAUGCUUUUCGCCUAGACUCAGUAAUAAUUCUAUUCGCAGUGUACGAAAACCAUAAAAAAAGAUACAUGUGAAUCCUUAAUAUUGUUUGUGCAAAUGUUAUAAUAAAAAGCCUAUGCUGGUAGUUUAAGAGUCUGGUUUGAGUAAAAAUCUAGAACUUAUUUUGCUAAGAUGGCUCCCUCUAGUUGUUGAAGUGUCAACUAUACGCGUGUCGUCCAUGUUCCGAAUGUGGUGUGACUUAUUUUUGUUUUGUGUUAAUUUUCAAUAUUAUAUUAUAAAUGUGAAAUGCAACAGUAUGUGUCAUCCGAUAUAGUGGAACCUUGCUCCGGCUGAAUGGAUCCCGCCGUCGCGUGGUAUCAGCCCGAGCAGGAAGGACCCGCGAAGCGCCUGUGGCUUCGUAUCUGGGAAACCCAAAGUGAUAUAGACAAAAUGAACUUGAAAAACUUAGAGAACGCUAACCCUAAUGUGAAUAAAGCGCAAGACUUUAUACCAAUAAAUGAUGUGAACGGUGAAAGUAGGAAUAACAAUUAUUUUAACCCCGCGCGGAGGAAAAUGAACGAUAACCGCGCAUCGACGUUUAACCUGAACAAAAACCACGAUGCUCUCAUAGGUGAAUACGGGGGCUGUCCGUGGCGGAUACCCAACUAUAAUUAUAAGCCGGGCAUUUUGGGGUUGCACGAGGAGAUCGAGCACUUCUACCUGUACAUGUCUCCGACGGAGACGGAGCACCUGGUGCGCUCGACGGUGGUGAACCGCAUCCGCGGCGCCAUCCUCGCGCUGUGGCCGCAGGCGCGCGUCGAGGUGUUCGGCUCGUUCCGCACCGGCCUCUACCUGCCCACCAGCGACAUCGACCUCGUUGUUAUUGGUCAGUGGGAGAAGCUGCCGCUGCGCACGCUGGAGCGCGAGCUGGUGGUGCAGGACAUCGCGGAGAAGGAGACCAUCAAGGUGCUGGAGAAGGCCACCGUGCCCAUCGUCAAGAUGACCGACAAGUACUCCGACGUCAAGGUGGAUAUAUCGUUCAACAUGAGCAGCGGAGUGAAGAGCGCAGAGCUCAUCAAGCAGUUUAAGGAGAAGUACCCGGUGCUGACGCGGCUGGUGAUGGUGCUGAAGCAAUUCCUGCUGCAGCGCGACCUGAACGAGGUGUUCACGGGCGGCAUCUCGUCGUACUCGCUGAUCCUCAUGUGCAUCAGCUUCCUGCAGCUGCACCCGCGGCCCGAGCGCCUGCGCCAGCCGCACAACCUGGGCGUGCUGCUCAUCGAGUUCUUCGAGCUGUACGGCCGCAAGUUCAACUACGUCAAGACCGCCAUCCGCGUCAAGAACGGCGGCUCCUACGUGUCCAAGGACGAGAUCCAGAAGGAGAUGAACGACGGGCACCGGCCGUCGCUGCUGUGCAUCGAGGACCCGCUGACGCCCGGCAACGACAUCGGCCGCUCCAGCUACGGCGCCAUCCAAGUCAAGCAGGCCUUCGACUACGGCUACAUCAUCCUGCAGCAGGCCAUGGGCGCGGGCUCGGCGCUGCUGGCGCGGCACAGCGCGCUGGGCCGCAUCGUGCGCGUGACGGACCACGUGCUGCAGUACCGGCGCUGGGUGCGCGACACCUUCCAGCCCUACUUCUUCCCGCAGCGCCGGCCCUGCUCGCGCGAGCCCUCGCCCGACGUGUCCGACUCCGACCCGGAGUGGUCAGACAGCGGGUCGCGCGCGGCCGGCUCGCCGCCCAUCGUGGGCGCCACCGCGCCCGUCAUGCUGAGCGGCGCGGGGCCCGCGGGCGCGGCGCCGGGGCCCGGCGCGGGCCGCACGUCGCCGCCGCCGCUGUCGGCGCUGCAGUGCUCGUCGCCCACGCCGCGCCGCGUGUCGGCGCACCAGAGCCUCAUCAUCCACCACAUCACCAGCAACUCCGACUUCAACAACAUCCCGUCGGGCGCCUACUCGCGCGCCGGCCGGCCCGACGCCAAGCGCCAGGCGCGCGCCUUCAGCGCCAAGCAGCGGCGCUACGCCUCCCCGCCCGCCCCACCCCGCCGCGCCCCGCCCGAGCGCCGCAAGCGCCGCCCCGCCGCGCCGCAGCCGCACCCCAUGCGAUGAUACCCGCGACACUACGCUGCCUAGUCGCCGCCACCACCCGGCGCCGCCCAGCCAGUGCCUCCCGCGGUGUCGCGGCGUGCAGCGAGUGAUACUGUCGAGUGCUGUGUGUCGUCAGUGCGCGGGACUGCUGUAAACUGCGGGACGCGAGUGUCCGACUGUGUAUAGCGUUACACUGAACUGUUGUACUAUAGCAUAUUCAUAUAACUAAAUACAGCCAGUAACACACUCUGCCUUACGAAACGCCUCGACAUCACGUGUAUGUCUUCAGCUAUAAGUUUUAUUGUCGAUGGCGUUUCGUACGGCGCGAGUGUGUCCACAUUCUGUCUUCCCUGAAGCAUAUUCUGUUCAGAAAACAUUGUGAACCCGCGUGAGUGUGUGGGUGACGAGCUCUGAUGUUCCGUGGAGACGCCUGGCUGCGGGGACGGCUCGGGACAAAUAACAACAUUCAUUUACGUACGCUAGUCAUGAUGUUAUUCGUAAAUAGUCCCGACGCCCCAGCCAGGCGAGUGACGCGUGCUAAAUGUACGGAAAUAUACAUAAUUCCCUAUAUCUUAUGAUGGAAUCUUAUGAUAAUUAAUAUAUGACGUCGGCUUAUACACAAUAAGACGUGAAGCCCCGAGCCCCCGUAUCGAUGGUUUAGUUCGACUAGUUAUAAUGUUGCUAGUACCUAAUUACAUUGGAGAAACCGUAUCAACGGGUCACUAUAGUAAACGGAUCAUUGGUAUAAGUCGCAUAUCUGUCAUUUCGUUUGUUAUAAUAUCAUGAAAGUUUUACAAUAUAUUAACUUAGAAUCUAUGCAAUUUAACUUGCCAUGUAUCCAACUCGUGUACUAGCAAUAUUAUACGCAUUCGCUCGGUUUCAGUUUGUCGGUUAUAGUUCGUUAAAGCGUAACGCGACAACUUCCAGCUAGUUAUUCUUACAUAGGACCCAUGUCUAUCCAGAAAUUAUUUCUGAAAAUUGGAAAUUUAGGAUAAUUUAUGAAAAAAAUGAAUAUAAUCUGAAAAGUUGUAGUUAUGUCUGACGGUGACGAUGGUCAGGCUAUUAAAUAUGAAAAUUGUUGAAAUCUUUUAGUUUAGCUUUGACAACGUCGGUUAUACGUGUCGUGAGAUAACCUGAGGAGCGGAUACAGAUGGCACAUGCUAUGCAGUAAUACUUCUAUUGAGACUCGAUCACCAGUGUUGUAAACAAGGCGGCACUGCAUAGUGUAACUAGUUCAUAUCAUUCGGUGAUGAACUCGACAGUUGCCUUAUGAAGAACACCACGCUAGCUGUUAAGUUAUCAGUCGUUUGUACAUUUGUGAUUACUUCUGCUCAACAAUGCAAUAUACAAGAAUUGGUUGCUUCUCAAAUAUGAUCAAUUCAAAUAUUAUGAAUUCACAAGGCGUAUCAAUAUACAUGUACAUAUUAGUACUCUUCUCAAAUCAAACAAAAAGAAAAAGUAAACAAAAAAAAAAACUAUUAUUCCUUGCGAUAAAAUGAAUGCUAUAAUUGGGGUGAAUUUCUAAAUUCUAGAAUAUAUGACAGACCUCAGAAGUACAUAGUUGCUAAAUAGAGGGUUCGUCAGUAGCAACUAAUUACGCUAGUGUUUACUGAAGCAAAUAUCAGCCAAACAAUAACAUCGAUAACGUUGUUGUGUGUGAAUUAUAACAAUUAUGAAAUUGCACAACUUGUUUGGACCUAAAGUGAACUUGUUGUGUGUUGUAUAGCGUUUAACUAAAUGAAAUAACAUUAAUAAUAUUAAAUGCUAUCGACACUAUUUGAGGCGCCGUGACAGAUGUAGCUGACAGACUCGCGACUGUUUCAUAGAGAUGUAACUUUUAUCGACAAUAGUUUCGUAAAACAUGGAACAUUUAGAAGUUAUCAGAGUAAUCUGUGUAUGUUAUCGAUAAGUAAAGUUAAAUACAAGACGUACUCUGCUAUAAGAAGCACGGAGUAUGUUGUACAGGUUGAACAACUUGUGACUCUUGGCUGAUUUGAUAUUUAAAUUUAUUUAUUUAGCGGCAGCUCGUGAUUUAAUUUGUUAGUCGAACUUAUAGAAUCAUGUGAACUUAAUUAUUACAGUGAUCCUCGUAUUACAAACCUUAGUCGAUUUAAUAUAAUUAUAGGAAUACAACAAUUAAAUGCAACAGCCUUUAUACAAUAACAUGGUUGUUCAGAGGCAGCGCGUUUGGUUUCGUCGGCGCUUCCGACAGCGUGUUAUUAUAAUCUGUGAUGAACAGGGACUCGUAGCGGAAUAUAGCUCAUGUAGUAAAUGUACCGAUAGUUAACUUUCUGUGAUUCAACAAUACUAGGGUUAUGAAUGAUUCCGGCAAGCUUCGAGCUCACCAGCCACUGCCGGCUCCGAGAGUAUUGCUCAGACGAGUAGCGGAGUAUUGUUUGUAUGGAUACUGUUCGCGUUAUACUAUAUACUAAGUUCCCUCACUAAUUAUUUAAGUCGUUACGUUAGUCGGAUAUUGAAAGAGUUGCGAUUUGUCUAAUUCAGUAAACAGGCUUUGAUUGCUGCAAUUACAGGCGAUAGUAGCUUGCUGUGAUUACAAUCAUUUCCACCUCUAUUAGAAAAUUUUAUGUUGAUUUAUUUGUAUGAUGUUGGUGACCUAGCUAAUUGUACAAUAAUAUAAGUUCCUACAGGUGAUUGCUAUAGCUGAUCGUUAUCUUCUGUUCGUUGAUCGAAUCACUCGUCAUUAUUAAAACGUCUUGUUACUCAUCACAGCUAGUUUAAUGACAGGGCCACUUCUAUCUUUUGAUACACAAUAUCAGUGUCUUGGAGACUUGUGCAGGCUUCGGGAGUUUGUUAUGUAGUGUAAUGAGUACUUUACUUAGCAAUAAUUUGUUGAUGUCAGCGUAUUCAGUUGGUGCGGCCCUAUUGUAACGCAGAAAUGUACGCAGUGGGAACUUACCCCCAUGGAUUGGUUAUUAUUGUUAAUCCUCUUAUUGAUGUUGAUCAAUUUCGACUCAAGUAUGUCGCGAAAAUUUUAUAGAGUAUAAAUAACAUAGUCUAAAUAAGCCCGUAUCAAGAUGAAAUGAAUUGAUAAUAGCUAUAAAUAGACUAACCCAUAAAACCUUGUUAGUGAUAAAUGCGAGUUGAAAAAUGUAGGGCACCGCGCAGAAUAGCGCAAUGAUUCAGCUAAUACUAUGUAAUGGUUGUGCACAUUGACGGUGUUCGGGAAAUAAAAUGGAAGGUAGACAAGCGGUGAUUAACGACCCUCCCUCCGCGACGUCGCGUAACCAUUACUUGCGAGUUGUGCAGCGAUACAGCUGUGCUGAUGUAGCUCGGGUUCAGCACCAAUCUCAGCUAAUAGUUUCAUUGAGUUAGGGUAUUUCGGAUGCCUACUUUCAAACUUUGAAAAAUAAAAAUAAAGUAAAAAAUGAAAUAAACUCAAAAAACUAGUAAAAAGCCAAAGCAUAACGUGUUUGUAGCGCCAUGACGUAAGGUCUGUAACUAGGGCGCCGGGUGCCGCGCCCUGUAGUUAGAAGUCAAUGUGCAGCUACUGCUGACUAGUGCAGUAUGUGUGUGUCAUACUGCGCUAUUUGUGUACGCGAACACUUAUCCAGUUAGCCUGUUCACUUCGACAGGACUACAGGCAGACAAGCGAUAUUAACAACUCUUACAAAUGAACAUCUUACUUAUGACACUCACGGAUCCAUGUCGCAGUUUAUACUACUUACCUCAUAGAAACAUUUGUUAUGUACUUUUUAGUUGUCUUUAUACUAUCUUGUAGUUUGAUUUUGUUGUAUUAUUUAUUAUGUCAAAUAUUUAGUCAUUUUGCCAUUUAUUUAUUUGUUGUAUUUAAAAAGUUUAAAACUGAAAUCUGUUUAGAGUAUCUGAGUAGAGCAGUGCACCAGUAGUGUAGUGUGGCGUGCGCUGACUUCUGUAGCGACUUUGUUCUUAUACGAGCUGUGUUGGGUCAUCUCGCAAGUGUCGGCUGAGACAGCUUUGGGCCGGCGCGUCUCACUGCGUGUCCGUGUCAGCCGCCACCGAAUAGUGUUGCAGUGCCUUGCAGGCCGGUGCACACCCGCCUGCCGAAAACAAAUGUUUCUCCACUAUUCUUGCCAGGGUGACGAGUGCAGAAACUGACUGUGUUGUCGGCCUCUUUGCCUGUUUUAUAGGCAAUCUCUAGUGAAGGGCCGCAGACGAGUACAUAACUGCAGUACUCGAACUCUGAUAAUUUCUCAAUAUAAUGUGUGCGUGGAGCUCAGUAGACGUGAUCCUUGUGUUAGUUGGGCUCCACGAGCACUCCGUAUAUGACUCGUGUGUACGGGCUCUUCACUUGUUUCAUUCUGAUACAUAUGUAUGUAAUCUCUUAUGCAAUUAGUUUAAGAGUUUGGCCGCCAUCUUGUAAACAAGUAUGUACCUUAAAAAUAAUGCCAGUGUUUUGCAAAAAAAAAAACAAAAUAAAUAAAUAAAAGUAAAAAUUUAAAAAAUGGUAUUACAUAACGAGUGCAACUAAAAUAAUGUACGAAAUUAGAUGUAAGGUAGUCGCAGCGGCGAGUCGCUCACAUUAAUUAGUCGUUUAAAGUGUAAGGCGAUAGCGCCGCCCUCACUACGCGUGAGUACAAACAUGCAUUUAUCCAGUAGGUUGUCGCGCAGUGCGGGCGACUCGCUGCUGCGCUGUAGAUUAGCGUUUUUGUAUAUCUGUGUAUGUAAGGUACCUAGCAUAAUGUUAGCAUAUGAACUUUGUACAUAGCGCCCUCGGCCGAUACACAUGUACAUACACACCUGUAUAUAUCAUGUAAAUACACUCAAGAUAUAUAUUAUAUAUUUAAUAUUAAUAUAAAUUUGAUUUAAAGAAUGUUUUGAAAAUAAAUUGAUUAAAAAAAUACAAAAAAAUAAAUAAAGACAUACAGUGAGUAUGAAGUGGAAAAAGCGA